AGGUAUGGAUCGAUGAAGGAGAUUAUGGAAGCUACUAAGAACGAGGUGGUCGUAUGCUGUAAAUGUGGGUCUGGCAACAAUGGCGGACAGAUUCGUUUGCCUAUAAACUCUUGGUACUGCCCUAACUGCGCCGAUCAAUCGCCCCAUCGUAAAAGUACGAAACACAAGAGGCGGACAUGUACCCUGGUCCAUCGUAAGAAGAGCCGCAGACUAUUACCCUAUACUCCAAGCAAAGAUUUUGAUCAAAGGCUGGAGCAAAUGAAAUCUUUAACUUCUGCUCUAAAAGCAGUCAACAUGGAGUUUAGCAAUGACCUCACUUACCCUCCUGGUAUGGCUCCAGAAUCUGCAAACAGAGCUGAUUUGGAGAAUGGUGGAGUUCAGGUUCUUUCAAACGGAGACAUAGAAACGUAUCAUAAAUGCAGAGCUAUGGCAGAGAGAGGUGAAUACCCUCCUUUACGCAUCGUCUACGAUCCCAUUGAAGGAUAUACUAUUCAAGCUGAUGGUCCCAUUAAGGACAUGACGUUAAUUGCUGAAUACACUGGGGAGGUAGAUUACAUCAAAAACCGAGAACAAGAUGAAUCUAACAGCAUGAUGACCCUGCUUUUAGCAACGAAUCCGGAUGAAAGUCUGGUGAUCUGCGCGGAUAGACGAGGAAACAUUGCUCGUUUCAUCAGCGGAAUAAAUAACCACAAACCCGAAUCCAGGAAGAGAAAGAACGUCAAAUGUGUUCGGUAUGAUGUAAAUGGAGUAUGCCGGAACCUUUUGGUUGUUACUCGUCAUAUAGCUAAAGGGGAGAGGCUAUACAUUGAUUAUAAUGGUCAUGAGAAUGAGUACCCGACUCAUUAUUUCGUGUAA
Helianthus annuus (common sunflower) is the source of this 855-nucleotide messenger RNA. Its product is annotated as histone-lysine N-methyltransferase ATXR5. Bases 13 to 855 code for a protein of 280 amino acids. The transcript is spliced from 5 exons. The record is from RefSeq and is a predicted model, not a curated record. Gene Ontology annotation, molecular function: protein binding. NCBI's taxonomy places the organism in Eukaryota, Viridiplantae, Streptophyta, Magnoliopsida, Asterales, Asteraceae.